ACUCAGGCGGGUGGCGGCGGCGGUGCUUGCUAGUGAGGGCGGGAGGGAGUGAGUCACUGAGCGUGUGUGAGGGAGGGAAGCAGCCAGCGAGCGGACAAGCUAGCAGCCCGCGCAGUCCGUCCGCAGCACCAGCCAGGCCCCGCCGCCACCGCCCCUUCGCCCCGGGCCGAGCCGAGCUGGGUCGGGCCCGGGCCAUGCUGCUCACGGUGUACUGUGUGCGGAGGGACCUCUCCGAGGUGACCUUUUCCCUCCAGGUCGACGCCGACUUCGAGCUGCACAACUUCCGCGCGCUGUGCGAGCUCGAAUCCGGCAUCCCGGCAGCCGAGAGCCAGAUUGUCUAUGCUGAAAGACCUCUCACAGACAACCACAGAUCACUGGCUUCUUAUGGCUUGAAAGAUGGUGACGUUGUGAUUUUACGACAGAAGGAGAGUGCAGACCCUCGACCUCCAGUGCAGUUCCCAAACUUACCCCGAAUAGACUUCAGCAGUAUAGCUGUACCUGGUACAUCGAGCACCCGACAGCGCCAGCCACCGGCAGCACAGCAGCCCCACUCAUCUCCUGGAGAAAUAGCUUCGUCUCCUCAGGGCUUGGACAAUCCAGCCUUGCUCCGAGACAUGCUGCUAGCCAACCCCCAUGAGCUGUCCUUGCUGAAGGAACGCAAUCCACCCCUGGCAGACGCUCUGCUCAGUGGAGAUCUUGAGAAAUUUUCUAGGGUCCUGGUGGAGCAGCAGCAGGACCGAGCCCGGAGAGAGCAAGAAAGGAUCCGUCUCUUUUCUGCUGACCCUUUUGAUCUCGAAGCUCAGGCCAAGAUAGAGGAAGAUAUAAGGCAACAGAAUAUUGAGGAAAACAUGACAAUCGCGAUGGAAGAGGCUCCGGAAAGUUUUGGCCAAGUAGUGAUGCUUUAUAUUAACUGCAAAGUGAACGGACAUCCUGUGAAAGCCUUUGUUGACUCAGGUGCCCAGAUGACGAUUAUGAGCCAGGCUUGUGCAGAACGGUGUAAUAUAAUGAGACUGGUUGACCGUCGGUGGGCAGGGAUUGCCAAGGGAGUGGGCACCCAGAAGAUUAUUGGAAGGGUACAUCUAGCUCAGGUUCAGAUUGAAGGAGAUUUCCUGGCGUGUUCUUUUUCUAUACUUGAGGAACAGCCCAUGGACAUGCUUCUGGGACUGGAUAUGCUUAAACGGCAUCAGUGUUCCAUAGACCUCAAGAAAAAUGUACUCGUGAUCGGCACCACAGGCUCCCAGACCACCUUUCUUCCUGAGGGAGAGCUGCCAGAGUGUGCCAGGUUGGCAUAUGGGGCCGGACGAGAGGACCUGCGACCAGAGGAGAUUGCAGACCAAGAAUUAGCAGAAGCCCUUCAAAAAUCUGUAGAGGAUGCAGAGCGUCCGAAGCCAUGAUGCAUGUAGUGUGUGUGUACUGCAGCUGGAGUGGGCCCCAGACCAGAGAAAAGCGGUAAAGAAACUACCUCACUGGGAAUGUCAUCAUUACCAGCCUCAGAUGGCUAUAACCAUCUAGCGCAUCCUUCAGGACAGAGUCCGGAGAUUGGUAAUCCUACGAGUUUUGCUCGCUCUGCCUCUGCUUCAGUCUGCCCUGUAAAGCCCAGUGACCCAGAUAGCCUUGAACCUAAAGCUGUCAAGGCUUUGAAGGCUUCAGCUGAGUUCCAGAUAACCUCUGACACGAGAGCGCAUCUUCUUCCUCUACAGGAUCUUUCUGAUUAUGCUUCUUCAACAGACAGUGCUCCAGCAGGCCAGAGUCCAGAUAGGCCUUUGCAGAGUUCAUCAGAAGAAGCGGAUGUUGCAGAUACUCUAAAGAAAUCUCCUGCUGAAAAAAGCACCCAGGGCCUCAAAUUUCAUCUCUAUACAAGACAGGAAACUAAUUUAUCUGUCACAACUACUAGGAUGCGUGAAUCACAAAUGCUUCUCAGUGAAAAGGGUUGGCAUCUAGAAUAUCAGAAUCUGAGUCCAGUCAACGGCCUUCAGCAGCAUGAAGAAGAACAUGAACAGCAUGAGGUUCUACAGCAGAAUUCUCCACGUGACCAAGAACAUGUUAGUAACACAGGGGACCUUGAACUUCCUGGAGAAAGGCAAAAGAAUCAACAAAAAUGUGUUGGUUUAGAAGCUGAGAUGAAAGGGGACAGGCUACAGCAGAAUGUAGACCUUCUAGAUACAGAGAGAAAUAUUCUCCCUUCAGGAUGCUUUGGUUGCUCAAAUUCAGAAACUCUUAUGGAAAUAGACAUCGUUGAACAGUCUCUGGUUGCUGUGUUUAAUUCCGAAGGUGGUCAGAAUACCAGUGUCAAGAACACUGGUGCAUCUGAUCUCACCCUAGAUAAUCCUUUAAUGGAAGUAGAGACAUCAAAAUGUAACCUUUCAAAUGAAAUUUUAAUUAAUUCCAUUUCCACUGAGGAUAUACAGCUCCCAGGAAGUGAUGUCAAAAUGUCUGGAACAAAUAAAGAAUAUGGCGAUUGCUCCUCCUCUUUAAGCGUUUGCGGCAGUUGUCAGUCCUCUGUGGAGUCAACAGAGGAGUCAUAUUCAUCUGUAACAACAGCUUUGCAGGAACUUCAUGAACUUUUGGUCAGUAGUAGUAACACAGCUUCAGAAAGUGUAUCUGAAGAAGUUUCCUGUCAAUCAGAAACACGAGUUGAAGGUCAAAUGAGUACUAAAGACUUUUCUG
Molecule: messenger RNA, 2667 nt
Organism: Chrysochloris asiatica (Cape golden mole)
Lineage: Eukaryota; Metazoa; Chordata; Mammalia; Afrosoricida; Chrysochloridae
Gene: DDI2
Product: DNA-damage inducible 1 homolog 2 (S. cerevisiae)
Exons: 10
Coding region: 195-1394 (399 amino acids)
Biological process (GO): proteolysis
Molecular function (GO): aspartic-type endopeptidase activity; protein binding
Source: RefSeq, a predicted model, not a curated record